Molecule: messenger RNA, 672 nt
Organism: Lentinula edodes (shiitake mushroom)
Lineage: Eukaryota; Fungi; Basidiomycota; Agaricomycetes; Agaricales; Omphalotaceae
Product: SET domain protein
Exons: 3
Coding region: 59-622 (187 amino acids)
Molecular function (GO): protein binding
Source: RefSeq, a predicted model, not a curated record
ACGUAAGACUCUCACCAGCUCAGCCACAACUCAUUGGAUCACUGCCAGUGCCAAUGCCAUGAAAGCUCACAAGAACGUUGUUGAGCCAUCUCAUUGGCCGAAAUAUCUUCGAUAUACUCAAUCGUACAUAUACCACUCUUCUGUAUCAUUAGAGGUCAAGAAAACUAUCAACGAGGGACCCAAAUCCUCUCAGCGCAGUAGUUCCUCCCAAAAUCACAAUUAUGUUGUCAUUCGACAUAUCACUGAGCCAUCACAUCCAGCAUACAAUCAAUUUGGCCUUUUUGCCUCAAAGAAGAUACCUGCAAAGGCGCAUAUCUUAGACUAUAUCGGUGAGAUCCAUGCAGAUGAACGCUUAACCUCCGACUACGAUUUAUCUUUACUCCGCCUGCAAAACGGGGAGAGCAUUGGAAUCGAUGCCAGUACGACAGGGAAUGAGGCACGAUUCAUUAAUGACUAUCGAGGCAUCAAACUCAAGCCCAAUGCUGCUUUCAUAGAUUACCGUACAGAUUUAGGGGAGCUCAAAAUGGGUAUUUGGGCUGCUAAUGAGGACAUUAAGAAGGGGGACGAAUUGCUAGUAAGUUAUGGCAAAGCUUGGUGGAAGGCUCGGACCGAACUGCAGUAGAACGAAAUCAAAUAUGUUUAUCUACAUCUCAUACUAUUUUCUAUCACACG